AUGGCUGUCGACUACCCCCAAUUCUCUUACACGAAACCAAAACGUCUUCCAAAGCAACGAUGCCGCCCAUCCAAUGCCGCUUUCCGGGUUGCAGCGGCGCAACUCGAUCUUAUCAAUCGCAAAGUAGGUGGAAUCCGUAUACCAGCGAUCGUAGAGCUGAGUGAUGGAGAGCCCAGCCCGGAGGUAGAAUACGAAAUGGUGGAAUAUGCCGUGGAGAACGCACUGGCAAAGGAACGUGGUCUCCCAAGUGGUAACACGUUCAAGCGCAAGAUCCCAAUAUGCACUAGCAGUUCCAAGUCACCAAUCUCGCAUCGAAAACGACGUUUUAUCGUGGACUCGGACGACGAGGAUAGCAGUGAGUUACUAUGCUUCACACUCACGCUCAUUCUCUAA
Alternaria incomplexa is the source of this 393-nucleotide messenger RNA. RefSeq lists its product as uncharacterized. The record is from RefSeq and is a predicted model, not a curated record. Lineage: Eukaryota; Fungi; Ascomycota; Dothideomycetes; Pleosporales; Pleosporaceae. Bases 1 to 393 code for a protein of 130 amino acids. The transcript has 2 exons.